CGACUCCCCACGCUUCUCCCCCCCACUUCCCAUCCCCUCUCCUCUCCCUCUUCCUCCCCACCCGUACUGGACACUGAGCUCCACACUCCUCCCCCCAGCUCCCCCGCCGGUACCCGGUCCCGGGGCGGAUCUACGCGCCUGGCUCGAGGAACAGAGGUGCCAGAUGAGGUAGUUGGGGGCAGCCAAAGAAGCAAAGGUGGUUCUUGCUAUCCCACCUGCUGAACAUUCACCAGAUCGAUGCUAUCCAGUGAGCACCCUUCAGACGCCUCAUGCUCCUCCAAGUCUGUGCCCGGGGGUGUGGGUGCUCAUCCAGCCGCGUCGUCCCCGGCCUCCACCACCAACACGCCGUCUCCGGCACGGGAGGAAUCCCCAGAUCUUGUCCAACGGUGCCCCGCCUUCUCCAUAAGAGAUUAUGCUUUUGAUUCGAGGAGCAAAGGCAUCAAGAGAAGUUGGCCUUUCCGCCCACAGUCGCUGGAGCUUUGCUUAAAGCGCGGUGUUAAAGAUCUACUGCCUCCAUUUGAGCCUCCCGAUUUGCUCCGAUCAAAGUCUUUUUAUACUUGCACAGACUUUGAGCAAUCUGCUGCCUGCUCAGAAGCCGAUGCUUUUGUUGGUUUGGUAAAGAUUACAGAAGAUGUUUUGUCAAAUGUAAACACAACUGGUAUCAACUUCCAGUCAGGUCAAUUAGCAGAUGAGUCACUUGGUCCAUCUGAAUACACACCACCAGAGGAUAGGAAGACUGCUACUAACCGAGGUGGAAAUACAAAUGAACCAGGCCAUAGUAAUGAGGUUAUACAAGCAGACAAGGAAGAUAAUAUUUGCACCAAAGCAAUUCGGCAGAUAGAAGUUGCUCGACCCCCUUGUCGGUUGAAAAAUCUUGGCUCGUCAUGUGAGACUUCAGAAAAGAAGGGCAAGCUGCUAGUCAAAUCAGGAUCUAUGAAAAAUAUCCGCCAGACAAAAGAUGUAUUAUCUAACUCUAGCUCGGUUCUGGACCCAAAUGCUUCGAAAACCUGUCCUGUUUGCAGAGUGUUCUCUUCCACAUCAAAUACCACUUUGAACGCACACAUAGAUCAGUGUCUUUAUGCUGUGUCCAAUACUGAGCUAGUAGUAGAGACAGUUAGUGUGAAGCCAAAAGUGAAGCAGAUGAAGAAGCAAUUGAUGGUGGACAUUUACAAGACAGCCCUUCCGUACACACUUGAGGACCUUGAUAAGAGAAAUGGGACUAACUGGGCUGUUGAAUUGUCUGUGCCAACCGUGAACAAGGAGGUUUCCAAGAAGAACCGAAGCCCAAAAGUGGUACCAUCUGAAGCAAGAGACGCUGAACGAGAUCAAGAUGUUUAUGUUGAUUCAAAUGGCAUAAAGAUCAGGAUUUUAUCCAAGUCUAUUGGUGCACCUGUGGUGUUGAGGGAUGAUAUUAGUUUAAAGAAAGUUGCAAAGCACGAGACUGGAAAAAGUAUGAAUAAAAAGUUCAAGGUACAUGGAAAGAAGCGCAACAGACUAAACCAUUUGAAAUCCCAGGUUGGAGAUAUCCAUGAUGACACCUCCGAGGAGGAGCUGGCCAUGCAUACACGGAAACCUACUGAAAGCACCAGUUGCGGUGGUUCAGAAACUAUUAGGCGAUGGGUGUGCUCCAAACGCUCAGAUAUCACUAAGAGUUCUAGCACAAUGCUUAAUAGUAAAGCAUCAGAUGGUAUGAAACCUGUAAAGAAAUUGGCCAGGAGCUGCUUGCUUGGCUUUGAUGAUUCUCGAAUUACAGAAAGUUAUACUAAGGUGUUUUCUUCACGGUCAACAGAAGAGAUAGGCACCACUUCGGAAAUCAAUGAUGAUGAAUGUGGAAAUGGUUCUUCAAGAUUACUCGGAUCAAUUCCUAGAUGGUCAUCAGAAAAUCCUUCAUCCAGCAGUGCCUUUCCAAAAGUACCUAGAUCAGCUGCUACUCUUGCAAAAAGAAAAAUUAAGGAGAUUGGAAGAAGAGAAGCUUCUAAGUCUAGUAAGUAUGAUACAGUGAGGAGGAUUUCUACCAUGGCAAAAAGCUCUGAAGCUUGUCUUUCUGUCUCCAUUAAAGGACUGAGUAAUGAACCAAAGAGGACAACGUCUACAUCCAAGGUGUUAAGAAAGCAUAGAUCUCUAUUGAGGACUCGCAAACGUGAAUUUUCACCUUCUCUAAGUGGGCUAGUUCCUGGUUUCGGUCAAGAGCAUGAACUUGUUCACAGACAUCUAAACAAUAAAUUAAGUGUUACUAAUAAUGGCACCUUUAAGAAGCUUACAAAGCAUACACAAGAAGAUACCACAGAUGAGACUGAUGUUCCAGCAUUGAGGCAAGGGGAUGGUCAGUAUGAUAUGGCAAAACAAACAGCAAUUACACAUGCAACUCAAGUGCAAUGUACUUCAGUCUCCAGAAAUACUCAGGAGGACUGUUGCAGUGCAAUAUGUAGUGGUCCUUUGAGUCCUGAAAACAGCAAGACGGCAGGUGAAGUCUUGGCAAAAUGUGGUUUGUCAGUGGAGGAUCCGUGCUCUACUGAGCAAUCAACACAUCAUAAUCAUUCAUCGAAGAUCGUUGCCAUUAAUGCGAUGGAGGAAUGGCAAAUAGACCCAGCUUCAGCUAAAAAAUCUAGAAUCUGCUUCACUAGCAACCAGGACAUGGGUCUUGCAACUCCUCAGGAUAACUCGUCAGUAACGUCGACCAGAGAAGACUCUAACCAAGAUCAUGGUUUUUCGGCAUUUGACCGGGACUCAUCCAAUUCUCCCGUUUCGGUUGCCUCGACUAUAUCUUCUCCAAUAGCUCUGAAGGACUCAAGAAUUGAAGAGUCGGGACCAGGCCCAUCCGCCAUAAGUGUUAGGACAGUUGAAGAGAGCAUGUCUGGGAGCUCAAAUCAGGAAACGAAGACGAUGCCUCCUGCAAGAGAAGGUGAACAGUUGCCUAAUGAGAAACUGUACUGUUGCUCUUGUCGGGAGAGCAUCUCCAGGGAGCCUCAUUUAGACCAUGAAAGUUCAACUGCCAGAUCAGACACUUUUACUAGAAAACAGGUUCCACAGUUGCACAUUGGUUUGCGGACAUCAUCGUCUUUCAGCACAUACCAAAGAACAGAUACAAAGGCAGACCCUUGCUUAGAUACACAUGAUCGGCCAUUAACUGGCAAGGUUUCAACUGAAUCUGCCAUGAACUUCUAUGCGACAGAUUGUAUCAGACCAUCAGUACAAACUCCGCUUCCAUCACCGACAAGUCCUAUGCUGAGACUGAUGGGCAAGAACUUGAUGGUGAUGAACAGCCAGGAGAGUCGGCAUCCUCAAGCUCCAAGUUCAGACUACAUGCUGAGAGGGAAUUACAUGGCACCUGUUGGCUUCGUGCCUCCAAGCUACCAACAUAGUGAUUCAGCAUUUAUCGGCGGAACUCCAUCAGUAAGGAGUCAACAAAUUCCCUUUCAAAGUGUUCAACCUGGAAACUUUGUUCGGCCUCCAAUGCAUGGUGGUUUCAUGACGCAACCUAAUCAUCAUUCUCUGGAUAAACCAUACACAAACCUUGCUCCAGUCAUGCAUCACCCUAACUACAUGAUGAAAGAGGUUAUCAUGAUUUAUGAUAAUUCUCAAGAAUGCAGAAGUGAGCCUCAAGUCAGCAUGCUUGUUCCCACUGGAACCUAUCCAACAUCAGUCUCAGGUCUGAAUACUUCGGCGCCGAGGCCAUUUUACUGCCAUCCAUCACCAGUCCCAAUUUUGCCAAGGGAGAGCUUUAAUGGAUCCAUGCCUGUUUUCAGGAACACUAGCCCAAUGGUUGGUGUUAGUACAUUUAGUCAAAGAAAUCAAGUCAGAUAUAGCCAACCCUUACAUGUCACACCCUCUCGCGUCCAGACUCCAGAAGGUUACCUAAACCCGCCUGUCUAUUAUCCACAGGAUUUCCGGUGACAACUCAGUAACCCAAAUGAGCAAGAGAAUUCCAUUUGGCCUUUUGGUCAUCACCGCCAAAGUGGGGAAGUGAGAGCUUUGUGAUGGGUCUAAAAUACUGGGUUUUCGGAACCUGUCUAAGAUGUCCGACUCGCAACAGGAUUUUUUUUUUCAAAUAGAUUUGAUUUCUUUAAUUGUAUUUUCAGGUGAACAUGUUUUGCCUUUCAAAGUAAUUAAAUAAUGUUAUGCAUAGUUGCAGAAGGAGAUUAUAGUAUGGUAUUUUUCAAUGGUGAUAAUGCAUAUAUUUCACUAUUUAUCAAACAGAUCAAUAAUGAUAUACUUCCUGGCAAGUUUGUCUC
Molecule: messenger RNA, 4232 nt
Organism: Lolium perenne
Lineage: Eukaryota; Viridiplantae; Streptophyta; Magnoliopsida; Poales; Poaceae
Source: RefSeq, a predicted model, not a curated record